This is a messenger RNA of Elaeis guineensis (African oil palm), 1544 nucleotides long. Its product is annotated as cysteine-rich receptor-like protein kinase 44. Gene Ontology annotation, molecular function: ATP binding; protein kinase activity. Lineage: Eukaryota; Viridiplantae; Streptophyta; Magnoliopsida; Arecales; Arecaceae. The record is from RefSeq and is a predicted model, not a curated record. Gene Ontology annotation, biological process: protein phosphorylation.
UCUCCCCAAUGACGUAUUUGCUCUUUCCUUCCCGCUAGCAGGUCUUCGCGAGGACUUGAACCACCUCCAACAGUGGCUCUGUUGUCCGAGUAGGUCACCCUCGGCUGCAAGAAGCCUGCAGCCGCCUGCCGUUGACGACCUCCUUUUUCUUCUUCGAUACUGUAGUUUAAUUGCCCUCCUCUAUAAGUUCCACAAGCCUCUCCGUCGCUCUCUCGAGCUCUGGAAUUGGACGGACUAGGUUUGUACAUAAGUGGGGGAUUGAUGCGGUUCUGCUCGUGGCUGUGCGGUUGCUGGACGAGGAGAGCGAAGGGAGAUGGAGGAAGAGGAGGAGGAGAAGAAAAGCAGCAGCAGCAGUCUUCUUCUUCUUCUUGGAAUCUAUUCAUUGAUCUCAAAACAUUGGAGGCCGCCACGGAUAACUUCUCCGACGCUAAUCUCCUCGGCCGUGGUGGUUUCGGCCCUGUUUAUAAGGGGGUGAUGGGGAACGGGCAGGAGAUUGCGGUGAAGAAGCUGUCUCUGGAGUCGCGGCAGGGCAUGAGGGAGUUUACCAACGAGGUGCGGCUACUGCUCAAGGUUCAGCACCGCAACCUCGUUUCUCUGCUCGGUUGCUGCGCCUCCGCCGGCCAAAAGAUGCUCGUCUACCCCUACUUCCCCAACCGAAGCCUCGAUCACUUCCUCUUCGAUAAGGGCAAACACACAUCACUAGAUUGGUCAAAACGAUUUGAGAUUAUUGUGGGAGUGGCAAAGGGUCUUCUUUAUCUUCAUGAAGAAUCCCCAGUGAAGAUCAUCCACAGAGACAUUAAAGCUAGUAACAUUUUGCUCGACGAUCAGUUGAAUCCAAAGAUCUCUGAUUUUGGCAUGGCGAGGCUCUUCCAGGAGGAUGCUACCCAUGUUAAUACAUUUAAGAUAUCUGGUACCCAUGGUUAUAUGGCUCCCGAGUAUGCACUGAAUGGCUAUUUGUCAGCAAAGACGGAUGUCUUCAGCUUUGGGGUCCUGGUGUUAGAGAUUGUAAGUGGGAGGAAAAAUCUUGACAGACAUUUGGAUGAAGAAAAGGUUGACUUAUUGAGCUAUACAUGGAAGCUAUUGGAAGCAGGAAAGGCAUUGGAGGUUGUGGACCCUUCUCUUUCAAAUUGGAGCAGGGAUGAAGCAGCAUUGUGCAUCCAGAUAGGUUUGUUAUGCUGUCAAGCUAUUAUUUCCGACCGGCCUGACAUGCAUACCAUCCAUCUCAUGCUCUCAAGUGAUUCAUUCACAUUGCCGAAACCUGGUAGACCAGGAUUACGUGGGCGCAUAGGGCGUUGGACCAGCACUCCUUCAUCAACUCUCACUAACACAAAUACAAAUAGUACCUUAACUGGCACUGACGGCACAAAAGCCUCUACUUUAUGUAGUAUAGCAGAAGAUGACUCUAGGAAUUCUAUUUCUGUUUCUUUUACUUCAGAGGGUCGCUGAUACAAAUCUUCCCAUGUAUUGUGUUCUGAACAUCAUUGGCCAUAAAUAUAUCCUUGUUGGGGCUCUGAGGAAAUUUUUGAUGAGCUGUAGCUUUCAAA